CGCUGCUCAUCAUUACCUUUCUAAAACCCUAAACUUUCGACCAACAACCUCCUUCUCCCCUGAUCUUCUCCGAUGCCGCCGCGCAGUCGUAAGAGGGUCGUCGGUGGACCGAAAGCAGUAAAGAAGAAGGCGAGGUCCUCUGACAAUGCUUUCUUUGAGCCUGAACCCAAGCGGAGCCGGAGAGGCGGCGGCCUCGACGACGACAUCGAGAGCUUAGAGAGCGACGAGGAGAUGAGCGAACAGGAUAGCGAAGACGAGGAAGAGGAGACAGCCGGCGAGAAGAGGAUUAGGGUCGCGAGGGAGCACCUAGACAAGGUCCGAGCUAUCGCGAUGAGGGUGCAUGAGGACGAAGGGGAAGAGGAGGAAGGUGACGAGGGAAGAUAUGAGAGGGAGGGUAAAAGAGAUUCCUUGGUGGCCGAGCUCCUUCAAAAGGAGCAGCUUGAAGGGAGUGGUCGCCUACAAAGAGUCAUUGCAACUAGGGUUCUACGACCAGAACCUGAUGACAAAUUUCGAAUGCUAGUGAAACAUCAUCUGUCUGUUACUGCUGUUGCUUUAGCUGAAGGUGAUUCAAAGGGGUUUUCAGCUUCUAAAGAUGGAGUUAUUAUGCAUUGGGACGUUGAGACUGGUAAGUCUGAGAAAUAUUUGUGGCCUUCUGAAGAUGUAUUGCUAUCACAUCAAGCAAAGCCACCACAAAAUUCAGCUAAGAAAAGGAGUAAGAAUGUCCUAGCUCUGGCUAUUAGUUCUGAUGGGCGGCUGUUGGCAAGUGGGGGGUUGGACCGCCAUAUCCAUUUAUGGGAUACCCGCACUCGGGGACAUGUCAAGGCAUUUCAUGGUCACAGAGGACCUGUUUCAUGUCUUACCUUUAGAGAAGGGACUCCACAGCUUUUUUCUGGGUCCUUCGAUAGAACAAUUAAGUUAUGGAAUGCUGAAGAUAAAACUCACAUGGACAACUUAUUUGGCCACCAGAGUGAUAUACUGGCAAUUGACUGCCUGCGAAGAGAGCGACUUUUAACUGUAGGGCGUGAUCGUACCAUGCGAUUGUGGAAGGUACCUGAGGAAUCACAGUUGGUCUUUCGGGCUCCUGCGUCAUCUUUGGAAUGUUGUUGUUUCAUAAACGAUAGUGAGUUCUUAUCUGGCUCUGAUGAUGGUAGCAUUGAGCUCUGGAGUUUAAAGCGCAAGAAGCCUACACACCUAAUAAAAAAUGCACAUGCUCCAUCUCUGUUGAACUGCAGUCAUUCAUAUGAAGAGAAUGGGACAACUACUUGUAAUGGCGGCGAUAUAGACAAUGGGUGCAAAAAAAAAGAAAGUCAUUCUUCAGCUCACUCGUGGAUUAGUUCAGUUGCUGUAUGUAGAGGUAGUGAUCUUGCUGCUUCUGGAGCUGCGAAUGGAGUUGUUCGCUUGUGGUCGAUUCAAAGUGAGAGCAGUGGUAUUAGGCCAUUAUAUGAUUCUUCUCUGGCUGGAUUCGUCAAUUCACUUGUAUUUGCUAAAUCUGCACGCUUCCUUGUCGCCGGUGUUGGUCAGGAACCUCGUCUCGGGAGAUGGGGUCGCGUCUCAUCGGCACGAAAUGGAGUUGCCAUACACCCCAUCAAGUUGAAAGACGAGCAUUUAUCGAUCGCCUGAACCAAGAUUUUGCAACGAUAUAGAAUCCUUCUUCAGUCUGGCAAGGAUGAGCAAGUUCCACAUGUAGUUGUGUAUCUGAUAUGAUUUGUUCACUCAGUCAGUUCAUGUAUUACUAUUAGCUGCCUUGUAUUAACUUAAUUCUUUUUGUCAAGGAAAUUAUAGCAACAUUUUGGGAGGUUUACUCGAUUGUGUUUGACUUAAUUUUGGAAAUAAAAUUUCUUCAAAAGCCUUGGGGUGUCAAUAAGGCUUGAUUUGUGCCUUUCAA
Messenger RNA from Zingiber officinale, 1885 nucleotides. Its product is annotated as U3 snoRNP-associated protein-like YAOH. Lineage: Eukaryota; Viridiplantae; Streptophyta; Magnoliopsida; Zingiberales; Zingiberaceae. Gene Ontology annotation, molecular function: snoRNA binding; protein binding. Bases 73 to 1620 code for a protein of 515 amino acids. Gene Ontology annotation, cellular component: small-subunit processome. The transcript has 7 exons. The record is from RefSeq and is a predicted model, not a curated record.